UGUUACCUGUAGAAGAUCAUGGAAUUUCAAUCUUUGGGUGCCAAAUCGCUCGUGUCGAUGCAUUUUACUGAAUAACAGACUUCAAGGAGAACGCGAUACUUAACGGAAAUGCGUGAAUAUAUAAAUAUAAAAAAUACUCGAGAACGUUCCAAAGUGGAACUGUAUUCGCUAGGAUCGGGUGUAACCACUUUGGCGUAUAUCGUCCUGGAAUUGGUACAAAAUUCGUUAAAUGACCGAGCUACUUCGAUCGCGGUGCGCAUUAAUUUAGGAACGCGUAAAAUCGAAGUCGUGGAUAAUGGAUUAGGUAUGCCCAGAGAUGCGUUAAAGUCUGCCAUAGAAAAGCCCAUUAAUAACCGGCGAGGAUGUCAAUUGGCUAAAAAUGACUCAACGCAUACGGUGUUUCAUAUCAUUCGCAAGUUAUCCACCUGUUUCAUCAUUAGUUCGCGAAGUUGCUCUUCAAGGGAUACUUUCAGCAAGAUUUUCCUGGCUGGACAACCGUGUAAGUUCGUGAAGGAAAAUACUCGACCCACCGUUGGUACAACCGUAAUUUCCCGUGGUUUCUUGAGAUCGAACCGUAACGACGAGGAAGAACUGCGCUCGAUCAAAUUUGUGAUAGCUAGGUUGGCCUUGACAAACACCGAGGUUUCAUUUUCUGUGCGGGACGACACGAAAGGGAGAAUCGUAUUUGGUAUUUCGAAAUCGCACAGUGUAGCCGAUGUACUCUCGUUAAUAUUUAACGAACGGUACCCUUUGAACAACAGGCCGAUACGUUGUAUAAGUAACAACGAUCCGUUAAAGUUGAAAGUUUCUGGUUCGUUCAUUGAGCACCUACAACUACGAGAAACAUGUAAAUUAAGAAUACCAUCCCACAUUAUAAAUAUUACGGCAUUAAGAGCAUAUCUUCGAAGUUGGAAAAAAUAUUCUAGCCUCGAUGAGAGAUGCACAAAGAAAUUCUCACACGCAUUUUAUAACCAUUAUGGGAAAGACAUGGAGAAAAUACACCGGAAGAUUUUCAAGAAGGAUAAGAGGGAUCGACGUUCAACGUUGAAUUUACGAAUUCGUAAAACCGUUGAUGUAAGCGCAGAUUUUAAGUUAAAAGAUCGCGCCCUACGUGCCAAUUCGCUUACCGCCGACAACGUUACGAGGAAGAAGAAGAGGCUUUUGGUGGCAACGCCCAUAGAAACGUUUAAAGAAGUUCCCAGAAAUGGAGCAGAAAGUACACCUCUGCCGGAUGAAACGGAAUGCGUCGAUAUUUCCAGCUGGUCGAAUUGGACGUAUCGCAGUAAAGAGGAAACGCAUUCGCGCUUCUUUCAGGAAGAAACAAUAAAUAUAUCAAAUCGAACUCCUAAGAUAACAAGAACCCCAGAAAACAAACCAGAUACUCGUGAUUUUAAAUGUUUAAGAUUAUACGAUUUUCUCCCAGCAUACCUGGAUAAGCUUUUGCCCAACAGGAAGAGAAAAUUAUUAAAUCGACAAUCUUUGCAAUGCACAGCAAGAAUGGGAAGCGUUACUCGUAAGGUACCACAGGAAAGUUUCAAGGAAGCUCGUCACCGUCAGGAUUUCAUCGUCAGAGGAUGCAGAAUCGAGCCGAUCGUUCGUGAAUUCCAUUUUAAUGAGAAUUUACUACAAUCUAUCGAGGUCAUAAAUCAAAUGAAUAGAGAAUUCAUAGUGGCACACGUGACACGGGAGAAAGAAAGAAUUUUGGUGUUACUCGAUCAACAUGCCGUUCACGAGAGAAUUCGUUACGAAGAGCUCCUUCGAUGUAACUAGAAUGAAUGCCCUCGUUAACCCUUUGACGGAGGUUACGAACCGUAAUCACGUAACUCGUAUCGUUCGCAUUUCAGCGUAUAAAGUAAAUAAUGAAUUUACUUCGAUUAAGCUGGACGUUCCGAUGAAAAUUUCUAACGUUACCGAGGAAGUGCGGAAGAACCUGUUGUGCAAUGAUUCGUUAUUAAGUAAAUUUGGUUUGAGCGUGCAA
Molecule: messenger RNA, 1978 nt
Organism: Orussus abietinus
Lineage: Eukaryota; Metazoa; Arthropoda; Insecta; Hymenoptera; Orussidae
Exons: 7
Coding region: 109-1770 (553 amino acids)
Biological process (GO): mismatch repair
Cellular component (GO): mismatch repair complex
Molecular function (GO): ATP-dependent DNA damage sensor activity; ATP hydrolysis activity
Source: RefSeq, a predicted model, not a curated record